Messenger RNA from Spirodela intermedia, 5250 nucleotides. The record is from the annotation of a GenBank genome assembly. Lineage: Eukaryota; Viridiplantae; Streptophyta; Magnoliopsida; Alismatales; Araceae.
AUGGAGCCAUCUUCCAACAAUGGAGCGGGGAAGGUGGGUGGCGACGGUAAGGGCGGAAGUGGGAAUGACGAGAAACCGCUGCCGCCGCCCCCGACCGCAGCAUUCGGUGACCUCUUCCGAUUCGCCGACGCUUUGGAUUACAUUCUCAUGGCGGUCGGCACAGUGGGAGCCAUUGUCCACGGUUGCUCCCUCCCCGUCUUCCUCCGCUUCUUCGCCAAUCUCGUGAACUCCUUCGGUUCCAACGCCGACGAUCCCGAGCUCAUGGUCCACCAAGUCAGCAAGGUAGCCGCCGCGCUCUGUCCCCUUCUUCGCCAUUAUAACAGUGGUCAUCUGUGAUCUGAUUUCCAUUUUGCAGUAUUCAUUCUACUUCCUGGUCGUGGGGGCGGCGAUCUGGCUAUCUUCUUGGGCUGGUGCGGCAUCGCGGAGAACGAGUUCUUCCCGUGCCUCUAGAGCAGCUCGCUCCGAUUAAAGUCUUCACUAAAAUUUUCCAAUUCUUGUUCGUGUUCUUGGAUGAACAGAGAUCUCGUGCUGGAUGUGGACUGGGGAGCGGCAGUCGACCAAGAUGAGGAUCGAAUACCUGAAAUCUGCCCUGAAUCAGGACGUGCGCUACUUCGACACCGAAGUCCGCACCUCCGACGUGGUCUACGCCAUCAACACGGACGCUGUCAUGGUCCAGGACGCAAUCAGUGAGAAGGUGGACCGCCCCAAUCCCUGACCUGCGCCGCCGUUGUACCCUCCGUCGCUUCCCUCCUCGGUUGACCUCUGUACCUGCAUCUGAUUUCAGCUGGGCAAUUUUAUACACUACUUGGCGACAUUCGUUUCGGGGUUCGUGGUCGGGUUCACAGCGGCGUGGCAGCUGGCCCUCGUCACCCUCGCCGUCGCUCCGCUCAUAGCCGUCAUCGGCGUCAUCCACACCACAACAAUGGCGAAACUGACCUCGAAAAGCCAGGAUGCCCUCUCCGAGGCGAGCAAUGUAGCCGAGCAGGUGGGCAAAUUCUCGACUCCCCCGGUUUUCCCAGGUCCGAUGUUCUCAACUUUGCUUUGAAAUGGGGGAAACCGGCAGGCGCUGGCUCAGAUUAGGACGGUGCAAUCGUUCGUCGGCGAGGCGAGGACCAUUUCGACCUACUCGGCGGCGCUGGGGGUUGCCCAGAGGAACGGCUACAAGAGUGGAUUGGCAAAGGGCAUCGGCCUCGGCGCCACUUACUUCACCGUCUUCUGCUGCUACGCCCUCCUUCUCUGGUACGGCGGCCACCUCGUCCGCCACCAAUACACCAACGGCGGCCUCGCCAUCGCAACCGUGUUCUCAGUCAUGAUCGGCGGCCUGUACGAAUCCCUGGACUACUCUUAGCUCUCUUUGAACGGAUCGACCUGUUUUUAACCUUCGUCUUCCCCCUUAGGGCCCUCGGCCAGUCGGCCCCAAGCAUGGCGGCGUUCAUGAAGGCGAGAGUCUCUGCGGCGAAGAUCUACAGUACGAUCGACAGCAUGCCCGGAAUCGACCGGAACGGGGAGUCGGGGACGGAGCUGGACGCUGUUACGGGUCAUGUCGAGCUGAAGAACGUGGAUUUUGAGUACCCAUCCAGGCCGGACGUCCCAGUCCUCCGCAAUUUCUCUCUGAGCGUCGCCGCAGGGAAGACCUUGGCACUGGUUGGUAGCAGUGGCUCUGGUAAGAGCACCGUAGUCUCGCUCAUGGAGAGAUUCUACGACCCUACCUCAGGUAACCCACUCCACAAUCUAUAUCAAUAGUUACCAGAUGAAAUUUCGUACAAGAACAGACAAGACUGAUCGAUCUAAAGGUAGUGGUAGAAUGCUUCCCGAGGUUCCCUGUGCCGCCCCAUCCUUUUUUAUCGCCGCACACCGUCAAACGUCUAAGCUGCUGGAUUCUCUUGGUCUUCCAUUACAGGACAAGUCUUGCUGGAUGGACAUGACAUAAGAACGCUGAAGUUGAGGUGGCUGAGGCAGCAGAUAGGGCUGGUGAGCCAAGAGCCGGCCCUCUUCGCCACCUCCAUCAAGGAGAACCUGCUCCUGGGAAGACAGGAGGCCACCCAAGUGGAGAUCGAAGAGGCCGCUAGGGUCGCGAAUGCCCACUCUUUCAUCAUAAAGUUACCCGAAGGUUAUGAUACGCAGGUACCUCCCUUGUCUGUGCGUGCUUUUGCUUCGGUGCCUUCUUCCCCCUCGUCCUCUUUUUUUUCCUUCAUCGUGAUCUAUGUAGUAUUGCUCGCUUUCCUCCUCCCGAUCAUUUCGACGUCCCUUUUCCUCCGAUAACACGCUGACAUCCCAAGCUGCUAUAAUGAACAGAGGAUUAUAAUUAAAAAAGAAAAAGGGGGAGUACUGUUUGAGUCACGCACCGCUCACAGCUCGUAAAAUUUGUCUGUUUCGGGCAUCCCCGGGAAUUAUUAACCAUCCGGCGUGUGAGAUAUUUGACCUUCUCUAUUGUAGUCGGGCCCACUUGGGACUUAAAAGUGUCUGGGGAGUUUACUGAUCAGGGUGAAGCUUCCCCAUCCGGUCGGCAUGUGAUGACAGAUGCUGCCAAAAUCCGCGAAAUGAUGGUGCCCGUCAGCUUUGAUUGGCUUAGCAGGAGUGAAGAGAAGGAGAUUUGCUCUGUCAUGUCUCAUAAAUUCCCUCCCCACAUAGAAUCUAGCCAGUUCUCUUUUUUUAUAUUCACUGUUUGUUUAAUCAACAGUUAGUGAGCUGAGUUCAGCACGAGCAGUGGUGCAGUCCACGCACUGCACUGGGCUGACGAAUUGCUGUCGUCUUCACGUAGGUAGGGGAGCAUGGCCUGCAGCUCUCAGGAGGGCAGAAACAGAGGAUUGCGAUCGCGAGGGCGAUGCUGACGAACCCAGCGAUCCUCCUCCUGGACGAGGCAACGAGCGCGCUCGAUUCCGAGGCGGAGAAGCUGGUGCAGGAGGCCCUCGACCGGUUCAUGAUCGGGAGGACAACGCUCGUCAUCGCCCACCGCCUGUCCACGAUCCGGAAGGCCGAUCUAGUGGCCGUGCUCCAGCAGGGGACCGUCUCCGAGCUCGGCACCCACGAUGCUCUAAUGGCGCAGGGGGAGAACGGGAUCUACGCCAAGCUCAUCCGUAUGCAGGAGAUGGCCCAUGAAGCCACUCUCUCCAACGCCAGGAAGAGCAGUGCCAGGUGCGAACUCCCUACUAGCUGUGUUUUCCAAUAAAAAAAUCUUCUUUUCAUGCUCGUCAUUUCUUUUAAAUCCUUAGGCCCUCGAGCGCUCGUAACUCGGUUAGCUCGCCGAUCAUCUGUCGGAACUCGUCCUACGGCCGGUCGCCUUACUCCCGGCGGCUCUCCGACUUCUCCGCGUCGGACUUCAGCCUCUCCUACGAUCCCGCCCACCGGCCGGAGAAGGUCGCCUUCCGUGAGCAGGCCAGCUCCUUCUGGCGCCUGGCCAAGAUGAACUCCCCCGAGUGGGCCUACGCCCUCGUCGGCUCCAUCGCCUCCAUGGUCUGCGGCUCCUUCAGCGCCAUGUUCGCCUACGUCCUCAGCGCCGUCCUCAGCGUGUACUAUGCGCGGGACUACGACCACAUGAAGAGGGAGAUCGCCAAGUACUGCUACCUUCUGAUUGGGGUCUCCUCUGCGGCUCUCCUCUUCAACACGCUCCAGCAUUUCUUCUGGGACGUCGUGGGGGAGAACCUGACCAAACGGGUUCGGGAGAAGAUGGUGGCCGCGGUUCUCCGGAACGAGGUGGCCUGGUUCGACAUGGAGGAGAACGGCAGCGCGAGGAUCGCCGGGCGCCUGGCCCUGGACGCCCACAACGUCCGGUCGGCAAUCGGCGACCGCAUAUCGGUGAUCGUUCAGAACUCGGCGCUCAUGAUCGUCGCCUGCACCGCCGGGUUCAUCUUGCAGUGGCGCUUGGCCCUGGUUUUGAUCGCCGUCCUGCCAGUCGUCGUGGCCGCCACCGUCCUCCAGGUAACCAGGUAUUCGGCCUUUUCCGUUCCUAGGUUUUGGUUGAAUAACAAACUUAUCUGCGGCCGGCGAUCGCAGAAAAUGUUCAUGCAAGGCUUCUCCGGCGACCUGGAGGUGGCCCACGCGAACGCCACGCAGAUCGCCGGCGAGGCCGUGGCCAACGUCCGCACUGUGGCGGCAUUCAACUCGGAGGCGAAGAUCACCCAGCUUUUCUCAGACAACCUACGGGCCCCCCUCCGCCGGUGCUUCUGGAAGGGGCAGAUCGCCGGUAUCGGGUUCGGCGUGGCCCAGUUCCUGCUCUACGCGUCGUACGCGCUCGGCCUGUGGUACGCAGCGUGGCUGGUGAAGCACGGCGUCUCCGACUUCUCCAAGACCAUCCGCGUGUUCAUGGUGCUCAUGGUGUCCGCCAACGGCGCGGCGGAGACGCUUGCGCUGGCGCCGGACUUCAUAAAGGGCAGCCGGGCCAUCCGCUCGGUCUUCCAGCUGGUGGACCGCAAGACCGAGAUCGAACCCGACGACCCUGAGGGUGCCGCCAUAUUCCCCGACCGGCUCCGCGGGGAGGUGGAGCUCAAGCACGUAGAUUUCGCCUACCCGUCCCGGCCGGAGGUGCCAGUCUUCAGGGACUUGAACCUGCGCGCCCGCGCCGGCAAGACCCUUGCCCUCGUCGGGCCGAGCGGGUGCGGUAAGAGCUCGGUCAUCUCCCUGGUCCAGCGGUUCUAUGAGCCCAGCUCCGGUCGGGUGCUCGUCGACGGCAAGGACAUCAGGAAGUACAACCUCAAGGCCUUGCGGCGGGCCAUGGCGCUGGUGCCGCAGGAGCCCUGCCUCUUCGCCGGCACCGUCUACGAUAACAUCGCCUACGGCCGGGAGGGCGCGACAGAGGCGGAGGUGGUGGAGGCCUCUGCGCUGGCUAACGCCCACAAGUUCAUCUCCGCCCUGCCGGAGGGGUACCGCACCAGCGUCGGUGAGAGAGGCGUGCAGCUCUCCGGCGGCCAGCGGCAGAGGAUCGCCAUUGCCCGCGCGUUCCUGAAGAAGCCGGCGGUGCUGCUGCUGGACGAGGCGACCAGCGCCCUCGACGCCGAGUCGGAGCGGUGCGUGCAGGCGGCGCUGGAGCGCUCCACCGCCGGCCGGACCACCAUCCUGGUGGCGCACCGGCUCUCCACCGUGCGGACGGCCGACGCGAUCGCCGUGAUCGACGACGGCAAGGUAGUGGAGAAGGGCUCGCACUCCCACCUCCUGAGCCAUUUCCCCGACGGGUGCUACGCCCGCAUGAUCCAGCUACAGCGAUUCCCCGCCGUGCGGUCCCUCUCGCCGGCGGCCGCGGGCUCUUCCUCAUGA